AUGGUGGAUUAUAAGAGGGUUCAGGAAGAAGGUAAGGGAAGGAGAUGGAUGCCGAAUGGCGAAGUGUUAGGAAGAGAGGAUACAGCAAGAAUGGGACAAGAGCUGACAACAAUUUUUCGUCUUUUAUUGUCUGUCUCAAUCAUUGUGAUGUCUGAAAGCAGAUCAAAUUUGCCAUUUUCGAACCCAAAAUUUGAUCCAUGCAACAAAACCCUAAAUUCAGGAACUUUUCACGACAAUGGCCAAUUAAGUUGGGAGCCUUCAUGGCUGUCUGAUAAGGACAAGGUUCUGUUGCAGAAUUCGAAGCAGAAGUUAAAACCCGAUGUUGUCGUAGCAUCGGAUGGCUCGGGCCGCUACAAAACCAUUGGUGAAGCUGUCCGAGUUGCGCCUAGUCGGAGUAAUAAGAGGUUUGUUAUAUACGUGAAAAAAGGAAUCUAUCGCGAAAAUGUGAACGUCGAGGAUGACAAAUGGAAUGUAAUGAUUUAUGGCGAUGGAAUUGGAAAAACAAUUGUUUCUAACAAUCUUUCCAUUGGUGACCGGCUAAGUACGGCUAAGACAUCUACAUUCGCUGCCUUCGGCAAAGGAUUUAUUGCAAUGGACAUGGAGUUCCAGAACACGGCGGGGCCGACCAAGGGUCAGGCGGUGGCGCUGCAGUCCUCUUCCGACCAAUCCGUGUUCUUCCGCUGCCGGAUAGCCGGAUACCAAGAUACUCUCUACACAAGGUACGGCCGUCAAUUCUACCGCGAAUGUCAAAUCCUUGGAACAAUAGAUUUCAUCUUCGGGACAGCAGCCGCCAUCAUUCAAAAUAGCGCGAUACUAGUCCGGCGGCCAAACCCUCAAAAAGUUACUAUAAUCACCGCUCAGGGCAAAGAAACGCCGCAAACCAAUAGUGGUUUAUCCAUACAAAAUUGCACCAUUGACGCCGCUGAAAAUCUUAAAGGGAUUAAAACAUAUUUGGGCCGGCCGUGGAAGGACCACUCGACCACGGUGAUCAUGGGGAGCCGAUUGGGGAGUCUUAUAGAUCCCGAGGGAUGGCUGCCGUGGAAUGGGCAGCCACCCCCCGAUACGGUAUUAUAUAUUGAGUAUAAUAAUAGAGGCCCCGGGGCUAAUAUUGCGAGGAGGGUUAAAUGGAAAGGAGUGAAGGUUGUGAAUACAAAGGAUGCCGCGGAUAAAUUCACGGUUAAAAACUUUAUUGACGGCGGCCGGUGGCUUCCUUUAACCACUGUGCCGUUUUAUGGAGGUCUGUAA
Messenger RNA from Andrographis paniculata, 1245 nucleotides. RefSeq names its product probable pectinesterase/pectinesterase inhibitor 46. NCBI's taxonomy places the organism in Eukaryota, Viridiplantae, Streptophyta, Magnoliopsida, Lamiales, Acanthaceae. The record is from RefSeq and is a predicted model, not a curated record. Gene Ontology annotation, molecular function: pectinesterase activity; pectinesterase inhibitor activity. Gene Ontology annotation, biological process: cell wall modification. The coding region runs from base 1 to 1245 and encodes 414 amino acids. The transcript has 3 exons.